Messenger RNA from Trichomycterus rosablanca, 5247 nucleotides. RefSeq names its product BRMS1 transcriptional repressor and anoikis regulator (gene brms1). Gene Ontology annotation, cellular component: Sin3-type complex. The record is from RefSeq and is a predicted model, not a curated record. NCBI's taxonomy places the organism in Eukaryota, Metazoa, Chordata, Actinopteri, Siluriformes, Trichomycteridae. The transcript has 11 exons. Gene Ontology annotation, biological process: negative regulation of transcription by RNA polymerase II. Gene Ontology annotation, molecular function: histone deacetylase binding. The coding region runs from base 156 to 1388 and encodes 410 amino acids.
UAUUUUAUUGUAUUUUUAUCGUUUUUCGUUUUCAUCUUUUUACACAGCUUGUGGAUCUAUUUCUUUUAUGUUACUUUUGAUACUUUUAUUUGUGCUUUUGAUACUUUUUGUUCUUUCUACUGUACAUCGCGUCUGCGGCCGGUGGUGAACGGUGGAUGAGUUUUCCUGGGAUCGGCACGAUGUUGAACUAUUCCGUUGACCAGCUGAGGAAGUUCAACAACUGCACUACUCCAUCGUGUAUUUCAGUCAUCAAACAGCUUGGACUCCUUCGCCGGCCUCGUUAUAUUCACAGGGGCUCCCGGAGAAAGCUUGUUUAUCUUCGAAACGUAAAAUCGAAAGCUCGCGUCGCAGCCAUGCCAGCUCAGCCUGCUCCAAGAGAAGCAGAGGAGGAGAUGGAGACAGAGGCUGACUCCGAGGUACCUCAGACUAAUGGAGAAACAGAGGAAGAAAGGGAAAGGGAGGGAGGAGAGGCAGAGGAGACAAUGGAGGAAAGUGGAGAGGAGCGAGACAGUGACCUGGAGGAGAGUGAAGCAGAGGAAGAGGAGGAGGAAGAGGAAGAGAGUUCAGAGAUCGAUGAUGAAGAUUGUGAGAGGAGGAGAAUGGAGUGUCUGGAUGAGAUGUCUGAUCUGGAAAAACAGUUUCUGGAACUUAAAGAAAAAUUAUUUCGUGAGAGGCUGGACCAGGUGAAGCUGAAGCUGGAUGAGGUGCUAACAGGAAAAGCAGGAGAGUACAGAGAACCCCUGGCCGCAUUGCAGAAGAACAUGCAGUUACGCACUCAAGUAGCAGGUGUGUACAAAGAGCUGUGCCUUCAAGUGAUCAAACACAAGCAUGAGUGUGAGAUACAGGGCGCAAAACAACAUCUGGAGAGUGAGAGGAACCUCUUGUUUGACACCAUGAAGGCGGAGCUGCUGGAGAAGAUCCGCAGACUAGAGGAGGACAGGCAGAAUGUGGACAUCACUUCGGAGUGGUGGAGUGAUGAAGGCAAGAUUAAGAAGUGUAAGAAGAAAAGUCAGCUCAGCCACCAGGAAAGAAAGAAGAAGCCAGCCCUUGUGUCAGGACCCUACAUAGUGUACAUGCUAAGCGACAUUGACAUACUGGAGGACUGGACAGCCAUUAAGAAGGCUAAAGCUGCGCUAAUGCCCUUGAAGAAGAAGUCUGACAGUCAUCAGUUGUCAGUGCGAUGUGAAGGAGGCACUCUGUUAUAUGAGGGAGAGAGAUUCACAAAGGGAAACACUGUUCUGUUGGAAGUCAGUGAUGAAAGCCCAGCACAGGCCGUAAUAACAGCCAUCAGUGCAGGGGAAGUAUGGUUUAAAAGACCAGAUGGCAGCAAAACCAAAAUCUUCAUCUCACAGCUCCAAAAGGGAAAAUCCACCAUAAGGAGAGCGUAGAGUUCACGACGAAACACUGAAACACGGACACGCAAGAUGCUAGUCUACAGCGCGACCUGUCAUGGCCCUGCUGGUGUGUAUUUACAUUAUUAACAGCUUUAUCAUCAAAACAUCCAGCCAGCCAGCCUUUGUCUGAAUUACACACAAAGCUAACCUAGAAAUACAAUGUGAGACUGAAAUGAGCUCUUCACUCUGUAUUGCCUUUUAAAAAAGGACCAGACGGCAGAAUGGCAGCUUCUGUUCUUCAGGAUACUCGGCAUAUGGCAAAGCAACACAAACCGCUGAAUCACUGUGGCCUAAUUUAACACACACACACACACACACACACACACACACACACACACACACACACACACACACACACACACACAUGCACACACACACAUAAGCCUCUUUCACAUCUAAAACCUGUCCUUGUAUCAGGUUUCCCUAACGGUAAUGACCCAGCUUUGUGUCAUUUACACAUCCAGACCUCACACAAUAGCAAACGACCCUGUAGAUAUGAUGCAACAUUAAACAAACCGCACAUAUGAUGAAUUAGCUGUAAUUUUAAUUUACUACACUAAGUUCAGUCAGCUGUGUCUUUCUCCUUAAUGCCUCAUUAUCAGGUUAUAAAAGUGAUUCACUGCUGAUUCAUGCCAAUAACUCUGCAUUACAGACUCACUACUGGUCUACCUGCAGCAAUUAUUCAGCAGCAUUCUAAUUUGCAGAAUUAGUUUUAUGGAUAACUGUCGCAUAACAUCCUGAUUUUAUAUUUAUGAACUAAAAGGAUUACUGGAACGCAGUUAUUUACGGUACUACAAAGCUUGUAAUACAUAAUUAUCAAGCCUAACUUGACACAGCAUUUAAUUUAUACAGAUCUGGAGAAGAUGCAUGUCUAAAUAGAUAUGUCCAUUGAGCAGUAUACUAAUACUAUAUUUUCUCCUGUUGUCUUUUCACUCUGUUUCACUUGCGAUUCUUCCCUGUAUUUGAAUAACAUGUUCACACGAGACAAGCCGGUCUGGUAUUUACCUGGCAAUUGUACUAGGUCUUGAUUCGGCAGAUUGCUCAUUAAUAUCAGGCUAAAUUUGCACCUGUGAAAGGGGCUACACACAUGCACACACUCGCUUGCGCACACGCUUGACUCGAAACUGUAGACCGAAUUAGGUUUUGUGAUCUUAUAAAUGCUCACAGACCAACACACACAGCUUUAACCAUUUUACAAUUUCAUUUCAUUUCCUGAUUUUUUGAAGUACACUAAAGAUAGUCUUGUUGCAGCCUUACUGACCAUGUUUUACCCAUCACACAAUGCUUUAUUAUCAAGAAAUGCACUCCCUGACCCAGUCUGCCAAGUUUUGUAGCCACUUCAAGGAAGAGCAAAUGUUUUGUCAUAUACAUAUUGACCCUUACCCCAAAAUAAUCUAUUAUCAAGACGAUUUUGGUGUCUGAGGUUUGCUUCCUUAGUUUUAAACCCGAGCUCAAUGCUAACAAGUACUAGAAACUACUGCUGACCAACAAUUAGUAGGAAUCAAUUUUUUGUGUCCACUUUAAAUUUCCUUAAAAAUAACUUAAACACAUGACAUAUAUUACAUUAUCAUGUAAUACCUCUUUUAUGUGAACAUAUUUUUGUAUUCUAGUUCAGUUCUAGGACAGUUGUAGCCUAGUGGUUAAGGCACUGGACUAGUAAUCAAAAGGUCGCUGGUUUAAGCCCCACUGCUGUCAGGUUGCUGCUGCUGGGACCUUGAGCAAGACCCUUAAUCAUCAAUUGCUUAGACUGUAUACUGUAACUGUAAUGUAAGUCGCUUUGGAUAAAAACAUUUGCUAAAAUGCUAAAAAUGUAAAUAUAGUCCAAAAUGUCAGGUUUUUUAACUCUCCGACAGCUAAUCACCUUUUAAAAUGCUGUAUAUUUUAAAAAAUAGAGCAUAUAAUUCUAUAAUAAAGGUCAUUGACCUUUGUAGUGAAGUGGCCCUUUUACAUAUAUUGAAUAUGUGAUCAUCUUUGGGUCAUUGUUCAGUGUAGUUCACCUAAAUAAAAUAGUAGGAUUGCCUGCUUGAUAUCAUGCAGUAUAACCAUAAAAAAAUCUAUUUUCCAUGUUUUAAAGAAAAGUGAGCAACAAUUAUACGAAGUGCAGUGGCGUUUUUACCUAUAUUAAAAAAGUGACCUCAGGUCAUUUUAUGUAAUAUUAUAAAGUAAAUCUUUAUAUUGUCAUAUGCAAUACAAACACUUGAGCAUAGUUGAAACUUGUAUUUAGAAAUGACAUACAAGUAUAACAUAGAAUUGAACAUUCUAGUAAAAAAAAAGUUUUUCAGUCAAUUUAGUCUCUCCAAUUCACCUCACUUGCAUGUCUUUGGACUGUGGGAGGAAACCGGAGUAUCCAAAGAAAACCCACGCAGACACGGGGAGAACAUGCGAACUCCACACAGAAAGGACCCGGACCGCCCCACCUGGGGAUCGAACUCAGGACCUUCUUGCUGUGAGGCGACAGUGCUACCCACUUAGCCACUGUGCCGCCCAAAUAUUGAAUAAUACAAUUUAACAAUUUAAGAAAAUCGAAUUCCAUUUAAAACUGCACGGCUGAAUUGUCUCACUUGCCUCUUUAGUUUCCGACAGCAUAUAACCCUGGUACUUAGUCGUAUUCGUUAAGAGCCGAUUUGGCUGCAGGGUUUUUUUUUUUUUAACCAAGCAAUUGGAUGUUUGGAUUUUGAGAUGUAUCUAAUUAGUAAUUAAAGACCAACUGAUAAAACAAAUGGGGUCAAGUAUAGCUCAUGCUUGGUUAUUAUUAAAACCUGCAGCCACACGGCCUCCCUUAUGGAUAAGAAGUGUAUGACAUACAGAACUAAAUUUUAUGGCUUUAAUACAUAAAAUGUAUCUUCUUAUUUCGGAAGACUUCCUAUAAGCUUUUGCAUUGAUGUUGAAUAGAAAGACCUGUCUCUCAAAUGUCAGUCCAGUUUAGCCCAAAGUUGUCCAAUGGUUUUAAGGUUAGGACUCUAAGGACCCUAAGGUUCCUACACAGUAAAUCUAUCAAGCCAUGUUGUUUAUAAUGUUUGGUUUGCAGAGGGGCACAGUCCUAUUGUAACAAAAAAGGGCCUUCAUCAAACUGGUGCUACAAAGUUGGAAGCCAUCAGUUUAUUUUAUAUAAUUGAUUUUAUACACCUGUUAGCUGUGGGUGUGGCUGACAGACAAGACCUGAAUAUUUAGGAGGGAUGUCCACAUACUUUUGGUCAUAUCGUGUAAAUUCCACAGCUAAAAUGAUCUGUAGCAGUUUCUUGUAGCCAGAAUUAUGAAGGGUGAUAUAAUUUUAAUCAAGCAUUAGAAACAGACAGACCCAAAGUUUGAUGUUAGACAUGUAUGGUAAAUGUGAUACCACAUAUAUAAGCAAAUUUGUUCAUCAUGACAUUUUUACACAUUUUAUUUAACAGCUAUUGUAGCAAAUGAUGUGUUCUAAGGUAAUUGGUCAAGUAGUUUGAACAAUGCUAAACUGGUGGUAAUACAAGUCCCGCACCAUUAACCUCAUAGCUCUGGUAUACCAUUAAAGAAGCAAACUUUACACAGCAAACACGUCUUUGCUGAGCCAGUACUUUCAGGCCACUAAAAGGAACUCUUAUAGGGUUUAUUAGGUUUAGGAAGAGGAAGUCAUCUUAAAAGACUUCGAUCAAUGGAGCAAAACAACACAUCCCACUUUAAUAAUGAUUGCACUUCCGAAGAGAGGAUUUAACAUGUAAAAGUGUUUAAAAGUGAUGUUUUUGCUUAUUUUGAUAAGCCUUAAGUGCACGAAAUAUUUAUAUGUUUGUAAACUGAUUUGGAAACAGAGGGUGCUUGUACAACUUAUUUAAAAAUGUUUAAUAUAAUUGUGUAUUUAUAACAAGGAUAUUUGAUUAAA